Messenger RNA from Hypoxylon trugodes, 1995 nucleotides. Its product is annotated as cytochrome P450. Gene Ontology annotation, molecular function: iron ion binding; heme binding; monooxygenase activity. The coding region runs from base 203 to 1816 and encodes 537 amino acids. The record is from RefSeq and is a predicted model, not a curated record. Lineage: Eukaryota; Fungi; Ascomycota; Sordariomycetes; Xylariales; Hypoxylaceae. The transcript has 4 exons.
CGUGUAUGGAGUUGCCGUGACCUAAUUAUGAAGACUAUCAUAGUUGAGUUUAGUCUCAAUGAAUCUGUUUGAGGGGACUACUUCAGCGUGGCGUUAAUGGCAUGGAUAUAGCCGUAGUUAUUACUAUAUGAUUCUCUUUAAUUUAUUAAAACAGUGUGAAAUGUUAAGAUACUAAGUAACACAAUCAACUCAUUGCCAAACCAUGACUUCCAUAAUCGAUGCGCUUAGAGGUGGCUUACCGCCACCCCUGGACCAUGGAUACUCCUACUCCUUAGCGAUCAUAGCAUCUGUUAUAUUGCUCCUUUAUGUCCUUGCUCUAGCCUUCUACCGGCUAUAUUUGAGUCCACUGGCCAAAUAUCCAGGGCCAAGGCUCGUAGCCCUCACCCAGUGGUAUGAGACAUACCAUGAUGUUUUCAAGCAAGGCGGUGGCCGGUUUAUAUUUGAAAUUGCACGAAUGCAUGAAAAAUAUGGCCCUAUCGUUCGGAUCAACCCCUUUGAACUACACAUUGACGACCCUACCUAUUAUGAUGUCCUCUACACGAACCAUCCGCAAUACGACAAGUUACCAUUUUUGACCAAUACGUUUGACAAACCCCUCACAUCAUUUGCGACAAACAACUCAGUGAAACACCGUCAACGCCGUUCUGCCUUUGCCCCCUUCUUCAGUCGCGCCAAAAUCCGAGAACGAGAUGAUCUUAUCAAGAGUGUUAUGAAUCGAAUUUCACAUCGUUUGUCGACCGAAUACGCCGGUACGGGGAAGGUUUUCAAUAUUUUGCACGUGUGGGCAUCGUUAUCCACUGAUGUUAUUAUGGAAAUAGCAUUUUGUCAGUCAACACAACAUGUCGAUUCUCCCGACUUCAAGAGCGACUUCACCGUAGCCACAGUAUUCAGCACUCACGUUAUAACUCACUUUAAAUUUAUCACGACAUUCAUUAACUUGCUCCCGAAAUGGCUUGCCAAGAUAGCUGUUCCUUCCUUGGAAACCGUCAUUAGGCUCGAAGAGGAAUUAUACCGUCAGGUAGUAGAUAUUAUCAAUGGCGGCAACAUCGAAGCGAAAGAGUCCCAACACCCGACUCUCGUCCACGAGAUCCUGUCAUCAAGAUUACCGCCAGAAGAGUUGACGCCAGAAAGACUGACGCAAGAAUCCAUUAGUGUUGGCGCAGCUGGUUUUGAGACGACCAGAUGGACAAUGGGUGUUGCUAGCUAUCAUAUCUUAGCUAACCCAAAACUCGUUGAGGAGCGCUUGAAAGCUGAACUCAUGGAUGCUAUUCCCGACCCUAAUAACAUUCCCCAUUGGAUGGAGCUCGAAAAGCUUGACUACUUGAAGGCAGUCGUUAACGAAAGUCUUCGCAUGUCCAUCGGCGCAACUGAGCGCUUGGCGCGCGUCAAUCCUUCAUCUGCUUGGAAAUACCGCGACUACGUAAUCCCAUCCGGAAUACCGGUUAGCAUGGACAACUACCACAUGCUUCGGAACCCGGUGCUGUUUCCCGACCCCGAUGUCUUCCUGCCUGACCGCUGGCUCGGCAAUCCAAUGAUAGACCCCGCACAACUCGAGGCGGUGGGUUACUUACCACCAUUAGAUGGUAAACCGAAGCCAUUAUUGCACUACAUGGUGGCCUUUGGUCGCGGUAGCCGUAUGUGCCCUGGGAUGGAAUUGGCUUAUGCAGAGAUCUAUAUCGGAUUGGCUACGCUCUUCCGACGUCACGAACUUGAACUAUUUGAGACGACCCACCGCGAUGUCGAUUUCGCGAGAGACUUGGUAACUGCACACCCCGAGUGGGGAUCGAAAGGGAUUCGUGUCGUGGUGAAGAAGUAAAUCUUGACAUAACACUGUCGUUCUUUUGAUUAUGGGCAGACCUGAACCAUGCAUAUUCGACGAAAUGCUUCACCCGUAGGAUAAAAAAAGGAGAGACGGGGUUAACUUACGCAAAGAGUUAUAUCCAUUCUUUUUGCUUACUUAAUCUAGGGUUGGUCUGGAUUCGAGAUGACUGAACU